Guyanagaster necrorhizus is the source of this 1227-nucleotide messenger RNA. RefSeq names its product kinase-like protein. The transcript has 8 exons. Gene Ontology annotation, cellular component: cytoplasm; nucleus. NCBI's taxonomy places the organism in Eukaryota, Fungi, Basidiomycota, Agaricomycetes, Agaricales, Physalacriaceae. The record is from RefSeq and is a predicted model, not a curated record. The coding region runs from base 1 to 1227 and encodes 408 amino acids. Gene Ontology annotation, molecular function: protein kinase activity; ATP binding. Gene Ontology annotation, biological process: protein phosphorylation.
AUGUUCGACGACGACGAGGACAUUGACGAGACCGCAGCACUCGUACCCCCAGAUCCUACCUGGCAAGCCAUCUUCCACGCAUCCAACCAAGUCGUACUCUACAAUCCCACUAGUCAUGCUCUGGCUAUCCGACAGUCCUCGCAAGCUCGUCCGAGAUCUGGCUGUCCGUAUUGCAAGAGACCGCUGCCACCAGAGUCCCAGGAUGAACCGGACCCCGAGUUUCAUUCUCGUGCAUCGAAUUAUUUUCACUUGCUGUCCAUCGUGAAUGAUACAUGGUCGAGGCCAUCAACGCCGCCACCUAUGGAGGCUGACGACGGUGCCAGCGGUUUCUCUGCAGAGGCCCUUGCAAAUGGAUAUUUCAAGGCCUUCUUUACCGAAGAGAGCAAGCUAGGGAUGGGCGCAAAUGGAAGCGUAUACCUUUGUCAGCAUGUCCUGGACGGAAAUCCACUAGGUCAUUUUGCCGUCAAAAAAGUUGCAGUCGGGCAAUCUCACUCGUACCUGUUAAACAUCCUUCGUGAAGUUCGCCUACUUGAGCGGCUUCAUCAUCCCAAUAUCAUAACGUACCACCACUCCUGGCUCGAAAGCGCUCAAUUCUCUUCGUUCGGUCCCCGGGUUCCCACAUUACACAUUCUCAUGCAAUGGGCUGAAGGUGGAAGGUGGGCAUACCUCGACGACUUUAUCGAUGAGCGUCUUGGACGCGAGACUCGACACAUCCAUAUCAACCCCAAUGGCGCCUUGAAUGGUAAUGGCGCAACGUCAAACAUUAACUCGCGUUCAGCAAGGAUUCGUGCAUACAGGGCAUUCCAGCACGCCUCACCAGAGGAAAAGGAGCAGCUCAGACAACAUAUGAAUGGACAAGCGCGUCAGGGGACGCAAACGUGGACUGCAGUGCAUCUCCUCAGUCCAGAGGAAGUAAAAAGCAUCUUUACAGACGUCGUAGAGGGAUUGUCUUUUCUGCAUGACAAGUCUAUAUUGCACCUGGACCUCAAGCCUGGCAACGUGCUACUGACAUGGGAUGAAGGAAAGCUAAUACCGCGAGCCAUGUUAUCUGACUUUGGUACGUCCCGCGACAUGGUGAACACGUCCCAAUUACAAUACCCAGCUCACCGACGACGCACCGUCAGAGGAUGCGGGCAGAUGCUCGAUGUAAAUUCCCCAAACAAGAUGUGUGAGUCACGUGGGGGCAAGGUGUGUCUUCCCACCAGUGACGAGCGUAAUGUCGUCUAA